AUGAGUGGUCCAAGUGGCUCGUCAGCCAAUGCGCUCGCCGGUGCUGCGAGUCGACCCCUUGCUUCCGCAGCAGGUCCUUCCAACGGCCCUUCCCUCGAGACCGGCAACGCAAAUGGGUCCACCUCGACUAUCAAUCCUAUGUCCAACGUACCCUCUAGUGAAGGACCUUCUGUGACGGCGAAUGGAGCUCCGCCUCCGACCGAGCUCGAAAUUGAUAGGAUGACGGCUGGCUCUGUGCACAACUUCCUGGCCGCGAGGGGAUACAACAAGGCGUUGGCGGCCUUGCAGAGCGAGCUGAGCAGUGCAGAUGCUGCGACGACAGUAGGAGUCGCCGGCGGUGCAAUCUCAAUCGGCGAGCUGGCAGCCAAGAAUGCGCCAAGAGAUGUUACUCGAGGUGCUUCGGGUCCAGGUGCAGAGGAAAAGCACGCAACAGAGAUGCUCAAGCAGGAUUUCAGCGACAAGGAGAGAGGAUUUCAAAACUUGAGGUGGUGGUGCGAGGGAAGCUUAGACGUAUACCGCGUGCGUAGUGAGAUUGCGCUCUCGAGACCCUUUUGGGCAUGGCUGCACUCUUCCUAGCAGCUGGCUGACCUCGCAUAGAGCAUGGCAGCCUGAGCUGUUACCGCUACUCUUACCCAUCUUUGUCCAUUCCUACCUCGACCUCGUGCAUUCUGGCAAUGGCAACGCAGGUGAGCGCAGCAACUCGCAAGGCAGCAUGAGACCUUCGCUCACGUGUGCUCUGCUCUACAGCUGCUUCGCUGUACAAACACAGCAGCGACCUCUUCCAACCUUCGCAAGCCUCAUUGUUGUCCAGGCUGCGUGCCAUCUCGCUUCCUUCGCACGUCCUUUCAGAUGGACUGGCGCAGAGGUUCAGGUCGGAAAGAUAUGUUCUCAAAAUGUCUUCCACGGUCUUCGCCUUGCUGCUUGGCUGGCUUACGGACGGUUCUGGGCCUGUUCAGCCUUCCAAUCAGCUGGACGAGGGCGAUCCUGAUGAGAGAGGCAGAAAGUCGGUGCUUCGAAUCCUGAAUGAGAGAUGUCGGAUACAAGGUAGGCGGCAGAAGUUUGCGCUUCAGUGGGCCAUCAUCUAUGUGUCUCACACGUAUGCACUCCCCUCUGCGCUGCAGUUCUGAACGUUGCCGCUCAGGAGUUGGCUCGACUAAGACUGGAAGAAGGAACUGGGCUCACUGGGGCGGGGCCUAGCUAUUCGAUCGACGACAACCAGCCUACUCAGAAGUCUCUCUUAUCGAACCAUCUCAGCUCCGCAGCGGUAGGCAACUCAGAUGUGGUCGCAGACUUUAACGCUGCAGCUGCUGGACCUCAACUCAAAUUGGGCCCUGAAAUACCUUUAUCUGAAAGGCUCGCAGAGGAGGUACAAAGGCAGGACAAGGCCGAGCAGAAGAAAGAGCAAGAAGAAGCUGAGAAGAAGAGAAAUGGCAGUCCUAAAAAUGAGGCACAGUUGGGUGAGACGCCCAUGGAGGGUGUCGAGGAGGGUCGUGGUGCUGCACAUUCGCCUCGGCAGGCUGACGGAGAAUCUCGGGACAUAUCAUCGGCUGCACCGGCCUCUCGAGCCAGAAGUACAGCCACACCUGCUCGAGGUGGGACUGCUGCUGCUACAGUCCGAGCGGAAACUGUAGCUCCAAGCGGUCAAGUAGCGUCGACGGCACAAAAGUCAGACUUGAUACAGCCUCAGUAUGCAGACCUUCCACCACAAGCACCUCUCUUCAGAUCGGUGGACGUGGAACGAGAAGUGGCGCGGAUGCGAGACGCUCGCAAAGCUAUUCGCUUCGGUCCUAUUGCUGAGGCGCAGAUCAAGGAAGAAAAUCUGAAUGCUGCUGAGGGCCCCGCUCCACGGAUAGCUACUCUACCAUCCAUUUGCGCUUAUACCUAUCACGACGCCGAGGAUGGGCUCGCGUGCUCGACCUUCUCCAUAGAUUCUAGCUUGAUGGCUGCUGGCUUCGAAGACAGCUAUGUGCAAGUAUGGAGCCUCAAAGGCGAGCCCUUGCAGCCACUACAGGGCAACAUUGACCUGACGAAGGUCUCUGACUGUGAGUCGCACCGUCCAUCACCCCUGAUCUGACUCGCGUGUCCUGAUUGAUUGAUUCUUUUCAAAUCGCUAGCCAAAUCCUUGAGAAAGCAGAGGCAGCGCACGUCACUCACUACGCGGAGAUUGGUGGGUCAUAGCGGACCAGUAUACGGCGUGUCGUUUGAUCCUGUCAACGGUACGGCCGGCGCGCCCAAGCACCUUCUAAGCUGUUCAGCUGAUGGCUCAGCGCGCCUGUGGUCUUUGGACACAUAUUCCGCGCUUGUUGCUUACCGUGGGCAUCAAUUGCCGGUCUGGGACAUCGAAUGGGGACCGAUGGGUGUCUAUUUUGCGACUUCAAGCGCCGACAGAACCGCGAGACUUUGGAACACCGAGCGGAUACACCCGUUGCGCAUGUAUGCAGGGCAUCUGAGCGACGUGGACGUGAGUUGCACGGAGUAUUCCCCGUUUCCUGCGCGGAGGAAUGCGACUGACAAUGUAAUUUCGCUCUUGAGCAGUGCUUGCGCUUCCAUCCCAACUCUUUGUACCUCGCUACCGGUUCCUCAGAUCGCACGUGCCGACUAUGGGACGUUCAGCGCGGCGCCUGCGUGAGGUUGUUCGUCGGCCACUCGAGCCCCGUGUCAAGCGUUCGCAUCAGCCCAGAUGGUCGAUACUUGGCAUCGGCAGGGGCAGGCUCAGCUUUGGGACCAUCUCGAGCACCCUCCAGCUUUGGAUUCAAUGCGCGAAACGGCGUUUCAUCAGAUGACGACGACUGCUCCAUUAGUCUUUGGGACUUGGGUUCUGGAAAGAGGAUCAAGAAGAUGUGGGGACACUCGGCUUGCAUCAACGAUAUCGACUUCACAAAGGACUCGAGGCUGCUCAUUAGUGCGGCCGCUGAUUGCACCGUCAAGGUAUGGGACGUGACAGCUGCCGGUGGUGCGGGGAUCGGCGCUUCUGGGCACGGCGCAUCAGCCGCAGUGGUUGCUGACGGCACUGGAGGCUCUUUGCCUUCCGGAGCAGCUGCAGCCGUGAGCGCAGUGGUUAACAGCAACGGCCUAGAAACAGCGCGUCCAAACGCGGCUGACCAUCCAUUUGGCAGUGCAACGUGCUCUUCCGAUCUCUUGAGCACCUUUUACACCAAGAAGACGCCCAUUAUCGAUGUUCAGGUCACCCCACGUAACCUUGUCCUUUGCUCGGGACCCUAUGAUGCAUCAAUCUGA
Messenger RNA from Ceraceosorus bombacis, 3237 nucleotides. NCBI's taxonomy places the organism in Eukaryota, Fungi, Basidiomycota, Exobasidiomycetes, Ceraceosorales, Ceraceosoraceae. The record is from the annotation of a GenBank genome assembly.